AUCUGUCAGUAUCUCACAGGAUGUGAGGAGAAGUUUCCAGAGACACAUUUUUCUUCUGUGAACGAGAUUUACUGUGAGCUGUCUCAAGAAAGAUGUCCUUGCUUUUUAGGAGACCCACACUAACCAGGUUGCUGCUGCUGAAGAACAUUAAGCAAAAUCAGAGGUCAACCAUCUGCAGCAAGCCACCCAAGGAAAAGAUUGGGCCAGUGCAGUCUACCUUUGCCUUAUGCGUGUUUGCUGUGACUCUCCUGGCCCCGGCUGGUUGGAUCAUGCAUCAUAUCCCAGAAUAUCGAAGACAAGGCCAGAAUACCUCAACAUGAUUGAUUUCUACAGGAACUCUGCAGACAGACACCCAAGCAAUGUCACUGUGUGAACCUCUCUCCACUGUGUAAAAUCUUGUG
This is a messenger RNA of Haplochromis burtoni (Burton's mouthbrooder), 401 nucleotides long. RefSeq names its product COX8 domain-containing protein. NCBI's taxonomy places the organism in Eukaryota, Metazoa, Chordata, Actinopteri, Cichliformes, Cichlidae. Gene Ontology annotation, cellular component: mitochondrion. The transcript has 2 exons. The record is from RefSeq and is a predicted model, not a curated record. The coding region runs from base 93 to 320 and encodes 75 amino acids. Gene Ontology annotation, biological process: mitochondrial electron transport, cytochrome c to oxygen.